AUGGAAGAAUCGAGAGGGAGCUUUCAUUUCAGGUUUUCUGAUCACCUGAGGGAGUCGCAGAACCUCACAGUGGUGACCAAAUUCAUUCUGCUCGGCAUCACAGAUCGUCCUGAGCUGCAGGCUCCACUGUUCAUACUGUUUCUUGUGAUCUACCUGACCUCACUGGUGGGCAACCUGGGCAUGAUCGUCCUCACCCAGCUGGACCCCCGGCUGCAGACCCCCAUGUACUUUUUCCUGAGACACCUGGCUGUCACUGAUCUUGGCUAUUCCACAGCUGUGGGACCCAAAAUGCUGGUAAAUUUUGUUGAAGAUGAAAAUAUAAUUUCACAUUAUUGUUGUGCUACACAGCUGGCUUUCUUUCUUUUGUUUAUUGCUUGUGAGCUUUUCAUCCUGUCUGCCAUGUCCUAUGACCGCUAUGUGGCCAUCUGCAGCCCUCUGCUGUAUACUGUCAUCAUGUCCCCAAGACUUUGUUGGGUACUGGUGAUGAUACCCUAUCUCUACUGCACGUUCGUGUCUCUUCUGGUGACCAAGAAAAUUUUCACUUUGUCCUUCUGUGGGAAGAAUAUCAUUAGACAUUUCUACUGUGACAGUCUCCCCUUAUUAUCUUUAGUUUGCUCAGACACACAUGAAGUUGAAGUGAUGAUGUUAAUCUUAUCAGCUUUUAACUUGAUUUCCUCUCUUCUGGUGGUCCUCAUGUCCUACCUGCUCAUCCUCACAUCCAUUCUCAGGAUGAAGUCUGCAGAGGGCAGGCAUAAGGCUUUCUCCACUUGUGGGUCCCACCUGACCGUGGUCACCGUGUUCUACGGGACUUUGAUAUUUAUGUAUGUGCAGCCUAGGACGGGUCACUCCUUUGACACUGACAAAGUGGCCUCCAUAUUUUAUACCCUGGUCAUCCCUAUGCUGAAUCCCUUAAUCUACAGCUUGAGAAACAAAGACGUAAAACAUGCUCUUCAAAAAGCACGGGAAAAACUAUGCAGUAUCUUUCCCUAA
Messenger RNA from Octodon degus (degu), 990 nucleotides. Its product is annotated as olfactory receptor 8K3-like. The transcript has 2 exons. Gene Ontology annotation, biological process: G protein-coupled receptor signaling pathway; sensory perception of smell. The coding region runs from base 1 to 990 and encodes 329 amino acids. Lineage: Eukaryota; Metazoa; Chordata; Mammalia; Rodentia; Octodontidae. Gene Ontology annotation, cellular component: membrane. The record is from RefSeq and is a predicted model, not a curated record. Gene Ontology annotation, molecular function: odorant binding; olfactory receptor activity; G protein-coupled receptor activity.